Messenger RNA from Oxyura jamaicensis (ruddy duck), 3796 nucleotides. It is a transcript of the gene KANK4, whose product is annotated as KN motif and ankyrin repeat domains 4. Lineage: Eukaryota; Metazoa; Chordata; Aves; Anseriformes; Anatidae. Gene Ontology annotation, molecular function: protein binding. The coding region runs from base 228 to 3248 and encodes 1006 amino acids. Gene Ontology annotation, biological process: negative regulation of actin filament polymerization. The transcript is spliced from 11 exons. The record is from RefSeq and is a predicted model, not a curated record. Gene Ontology annotation, cellular component: cytoskeleton; cytoplasm.
CGCCCGCAGGAGGCAGCGGGGCCGCGGCACGGCCGCUGCCAGCAAGGUCACCGGUCAGCUGACCGACUUUCUAACAACUGGAGCCGCGCGGCUGCGGCACGGCGCGCUCAGCCGCUGCCCGCAGCGCGGGGACGGACCCCUCGGAGGGCGGCACGAGCAGGGUGAACCAGCUCGUCUGCCGCAGCUUGUCAGAGGAUGGGGCACUGACAGCCUGACCAGACCACACCAUGGAGAAGACAGAUGCGACCGGCCAGCCGCCCCAGCCCGACGGGGACGGGCAGCAGCCCCGAAGCCUCCCCUACUCCGUGGAGACACCGUACGGCUUCCACCUGGACCUGGACUUCCUGAAGUACGUGGACGACAUUGAGAAAGGGAACACCAUCAGGAGGGUCCACAUCCACCGCAAAGCCAAGCAGCCGAAAUUCAGCACGCUGCCCCGAAACUUUAGCCUGCCCGAGAACGGCUCCCGCGGGUACGCGGCCGCUGCCGGCCCGGGCUGGCUGGCCACAUCGUGCCGCACGCAGCGCAAGGCAUCGCUGGGGGCGGAGGAGAUGCCGCGGUCCCCCGUGCCCGGCGAGGAGCCCAGCUACCGCAGGAAAGCCCUCCUGGCCGAGACGCGGAGGCAUGCCGAGCUGGUGCACCGGGAGGACGAGCUCCAGGGGCGGCCGCAGCUGCUUCGAGCCUCCAGCAUGCCCGCGGAGCUGCCGCCUGGCCAGCCCCCAGCUGGGGACGGGUGUGGGCCGUGUCCCCUCCGGUCACCCUCCCAGCCUGGUGACAACGAGAGCGUCACUGAAAGCACAUUUCACCCCACGGCGCAUUCACCCGAUGGCAUCGCCUCGAGCCCGCCCCAGGACUCAUCCUCGCAGCAGCAGGAGCAGCCAGGGAAAGGAAGCCCCAUUCGGGAGGGCUGGCACGGGGACGUCCCCAAGGAGAGGGCAUCGGCACAGCCCCCGUGGCAGGGCCAGCACGCCGCGGUGCAGCAGCUGCAGGUGGUGGUGGAGAGUGGGGCUGAGGAGGGCGAUGCUGCCGAGGUGGUAUCAGCCUCGCCAGGUGCCCCCCGGUUGUCAGAGGGAAGCGUGAGCCCUGGGAGAGUGGAGGGAAGCGUGAGUGAAAUCGCUCCGAAUGUGCUGAAGAAAGAUGAAGACGGGGGUGCCCGCACUCGAGAGGAGGAGGAACAGGGAGGAGAUGCAGGAGAGCCUGGCGGGAUUGCUGCACUGAAGCAGCAGAUUGCAGCGCUGGAGGAGCAGCUGAGCAAGAAGAAAGAAGAGCUGGAGCAGAUCAGAGCGGUGUUGGAGCAGCAGGAUCAUGAGAUCAAGGAGAAGGAGAAGAGCAUCAAGUUACUGGCCAGCUCCAAAGCCCAGCUGGAAGAGCAGCUGUGCCGGGAGAACACGCAAGUGGCCACGGCAUCGUCCGGGCGGCACAGCAGCACGUUGCAGUACUACGAUGCUGCGGUGAACACCGAACUCUCACACGUGAAUAGCACCAAGGAAGCCCACGACAAGGGUGUGAAUGUAAAUAUCCCGCUCUCCACCAAAUCCGUAGGGUGCGGUGAGCACAGAGCAGACAACAUGAACUCACCGGCGGUGGAGGUGAGUGCUCAGGGAGAGCAGGGAUGGGCAGGUGGUGGCACAGAGGGACCCGGACAUUUUGCUGAGCUCACAGAGACCGAAGCUGACCUGGAGCCUGGCCUUCAUGCCCCAUGCUUAACUGAGCUGAAGAUUGACGAGCACCUCAGCGAUGACAACCAAAACCAGAGAAGUUACUGUGAUACCCAGAGUCUCGCUGCUCAUGCAGAGACUGCGGCAAGCUAUCGAGCAACAAAAACUGACUCAAAUACAGGCAAAACCAAGGCAGGCUUUGAUGAAGAUAAAACUGAAGAUGGGAUGGAAGAUGACGGUCACCCUGACCAUAAAGAUUUCCCUGCUGUUGACCCCAUAGGCCAAUACGUAAAGAAAAUCCAGGAGCUGUUGCAGGAGCAGUGGAUGUGUUUGGAGCACGGCUACCCCGAGCUAGCAAGCGCUAUCAAACAGCCGGCCUCCAAGCUCAGCUCCAUCCAGAACCAAUUAGUUAAUUCCUUAAACUCGUUGCUGUCUGCCUACUCUACGCAGAGGCCAGCAGAUAAGGAGAAUUCAAACACACACUAUCAACAGUUGGAAAUCUCUCCAACCACAAGUCUUAAAUCUAUCAUGAAAAAGAAAGGUUAUGGUUUCCAUGCAGGAGGCAAUGGGACCAAAAAGAAUCUUCAGUUUGUUGGGGUAAAUGGUGGCUACGAAACGACUUCAAGCGAAGACACAAGUUGUGAAGACAGCCCAUCGGAGGGGGACACGGAGAGCGAGACAGAGAGAAGAGCUAGCGGUUUGGAGCCCCCACAGAAGGAGGGCGGAGGUGAAAGCGAGGGGGCUUCACCAGGCACCUCCUCGCAGGAGAGACGUAAAGAGGAUGACCUGCAGGAGCCUGCGGCAGAAGCAACACCUGGUGCUGAGGACAAGGCUGACAGAUGCAAACCCUCUGAAGAUUUCCUUGCCGACUGCCAGCUGCUUAGCCAGCACCUCUCAGAAAUAAGGACCACAAGCGACAAGCAUCUGCGGCACGUCCUCAGCACCGUCUGCCAGGAGUGGUUCCGGGUGUCCAGUCGCAAGUCCUCCAGCCCUGAGGCGGUGGCAGCCUACCUCCAGGCGCUGGGGGCCAUCCAGCCGCAGCUCCUGGAGGCGGUGGUCAACCUGGCCGACAGGAACGGCAACACGGCUCUUCACUACAGCGUCUCCCACUCCAACUUCCCGAUUGCAAAGCUCCUGCUGGACACAGGGGUCUGCCGCCUGGACCUGCCGAACCGAGCGGGCUACACGGCCGUGAUGCUCACCCCGCUGGCGGCCGCCGAGACGGGCGAGGACAUGGCCGUGGUGAUGAGGCUGCUGAAGGAGGGGGACGUCAACGUGCGAGCUGCUCAGGGAGGCCAGACCGCCCUCAUGCUGGGGGUGAGCCACGAGCGGGAGGACAUGGUGCGGGCCCUGCUGUCCUGCCAGGCCGAUGUCAACCUGCAGGACGAGCAGGGCACCACGGCGCUGAUGGUGGCCUGCCGGCAGGGCAACACCGACAUGGUCAGGCUGCUGCUGGCCCAGCCCGGCUGCCAGCUCGCGCUGACGGACAAGGACGGAGACUCGGCGCUGUCCCUCGCCCAGAGGAGCGCCCACGGGGACAUCGCUGCGCUGCUGCGUCGCGCCCAGCACGGCCCCAGCACCUCCGCCUGACACCGAGCGAGGAGGAGGAGGCCGGGACGGAGAGGCUCUGCUUCGGAGCACCGAGGGUCUCACAGCACACAGGGGCUGAUGGCCCGCAGCCACACCUGGAGCCUAGUUCUCCUCAUUAACCUGCUUGUGUAGUUUUAAUCAUGCCUGUUGCCACAAGUGGCUCAAAUGGUGGUUUGGGGAGUUCAAUUUCCGGAUUGCCUUGUGUUAACGCUCACCGUGCUCUGCUCCCCACACAGCUCUGGUGGCCGAAUCGAAGGAGAAAAGCCCGUUAGAAAGCAACACUUAGUCAUGGUAGCCUUAGGUGGCGGCUGGCCUUUUAAUCAAGCACUUACCUGUAUCACAUUUAACUUGUGUGUCCUAAUAUUUAUUAUUAGCUCUUCCCCGUGUAGAAGGUGGCGGUGAUUAGUCAGUGUAGGUAACAACAAACACGAGCUGGAUGGAUUAUGGAAGACAAAAAUCCUAUUCGUGUUUGCUUAUGUGGGCCUGAUGUAAGAAUUAAAAAUUAAUGCUGUAGGAAAAUAUUUGAGUACAGCAGACCCAAACACACA